Messenger RNA from Besnoitia besnoiti, 516 nucleotides. RefSeq lists its product as uncharacterized. Bases 1 to 516 code for a protein of 171 amino acids. NCBI's taxonomy places the organism in Eukaryota, Apicomplexa, Conoidasida, Eucoccidiorida, Sarcocystidae. The transcript is spliced from 6 exons. The record is from RefSeq and is a predicted model, not a curated record.
AUGGCGGGCCGUGUUAUGCUUUUUGUGUGCACGUUUGCUCUACUGGAGACUGCCGUUGGAUUUCGCUUUCAGCGGUUCUCGAGGUUGGUACUUAUAGACACGGGUAGCAUUACGGGGCAUGCGAUAUCUCUCUGCAGCGAGCACAUUCCAGAGUCGGCAAGUGCUUCGACAGUUUGUUGGUCGUCAUGUGCGGAAACACAGUCAAAGGCAACCUGCAAUGGCCAGGCUGAAACGUGGCAGUUUGUCUUGCAAAUUCCAUCGAAGCCUUUCAAGGAAGCUGCUCCGGGUUAUGAAGGGUGUGCUCUGAACGAAAAACGUUUCUUGUGCAGCUUGUCGGAAACCCUUAAUUCCCAGUGCACCGAAAAUGCUGGAACGAGGCACACGCGUAACCUAGUGUUGCAACAGUAUCUUGGAUGCGAGGGAGGGACGCACCGGACGCGAUGCCGGAGACGCACACAAAUCGAAAGCCUUACUGAAAACCUAGUUGUCAAACCGCAAAGGUUGCCAGUUGAAUAG